AUGGUGGAUUACAAGUAUCAAAUGAUUCUCAACAGAAGUGCAUACAUCAAAGCAACUGAAAAAGAAGAAGAGCUUCCAUUAGACAAUGUUUAUCAGUUGACUCCAUUUGCACAGUUUCCGGAUUUCAUGGGCUCAUCAGAAGAUAGAGUUGAUGUAUUAUGCAGUGUUAUACAUUUUCAUCCAGUGCAUUUUGUUGCAACAAAAGGGAAAAAUGUGAUGGAAUUCGUCAUUGUAAAUCAAGAGAUCAACACGAACAAUGAAUACAUAGAGGCGGUUAUCUCCCAAAAGUUAUAUGAAAAAGUGCAUGAGACAAUAACGGCACCAAGUGACUCCCAUGUUCGAAAAAUUGGCCAAGUGAUAAGUUCCAGUAACCCGCCAAGGUCAUUUUGGAUAAAAGCAAAGCCAAAGAUUGUUGACAGAGAUCAACGCAUGCUACAAUUUCAAAUACAACUCUCUGAUAAAACUGGCACUCUCAACGCUUCCAUAGAAGGAAAUGAAGCUGAGAAACUCCUCACCAUAUCAGCUGAAGAAUUGGCUAAAUACAACAACCAGAACAAACAUCUAGACAUUGACAAAAUCAACAACAACCUUGAAAAUUCAGACCGAAUGUUCCACCUGAGAUCAACCAUCAAGAUUCAACAAGAAACACCAUCAAGAUACACUGUCACCACGUAUCUUCCGUCAUCUACAUCAUCCUCAACAGCAGUAGAAUCCAGUGACAAAGAAACUUCUUCAAACUCUCCGAAAACACCAACCACAGACGUUGAAAUGACUGACGAAGAAACAAGCACAUCCAACCAGCCAGAAAUACAGACUCUACCUGUGAAAAGAAAUCUUUCAUCAACGGCAAAACAAACGCAGAGAUCCACAAAACAUGCAAAACAAGAUUAA
This is a messenger RNA of Oldenlandia corymbosa var. corymbosa, 891 nucleotides long. The record is from the annotation of a GenBank genome assembly. Lineage: Eukaryota; Viridiplantae; Streptophyta; Magnoliopsida; Gentianales; Rubiaceae.